AGCGGUUCUUUCUCGCGCAAGAAGAACAACGCCGAUCGGUAAGGCAGAAUCCGAAUCGGGCUGAAGUAAGUCGACUUUCCCGACUCGUUUUCGAACGCGUUCGAUGACGAAACGAGAUAUCGAUUCGGCGUCCCCGGCGUCGCGCAGACAGAGAAAGAGAGAGAGAGAAGGAGACUUGCUCGCGCACGUUUGACGUUUCCUCUUCGCUCGCGCGUCUCUCUCUCCUGUCAAAACAGUUAUUAUGCGAUCGCUUUGGCGUGAUCGCGCGAGUAAUCGCGUAUGUUCGCGCGUGUGACCGGUCGACGCACGUUUCUCGCCGAGAAAAAAUUAAAAACAACUUCCAGAAGAGAGCGGCGGUCUCGCGCGCUGCGCUGCCGCACUGGGAAUCGAUAUGCGUGAGGAACGACGGGCAACCCGUUGACAACAAAUCCUUGGGCUAAAACAAUGGAUCAAUACCGAUACCUUGCGGCGGAGGGCAACUCGUAGAAACGCUGACCUUCCCGCAGAAAAAAGACUCACACACCCGUCGGUUUUUCCGCUGCGACGACGCGCACACGAGAGCCGCCUGCUUCGCCGGCCAUGGAAAAAUUGGACAACCAGCAGAAAACCUGGAAGAAAAAAAGCAUGAAGUCAAGCGCGAGCGCCGAGGUGGCGACCCAGUGCGUGAAGGUGGUGGUGCGAUGCCGGCCGAUGGACGAGCGGGAGACCGCGCGCGGUUACACCCGCGUGGUCGACGUGUUCCCGUCCAGAGGCGUGGUCGAGGUGCGUCAUCCGCGCGAUGAUCCAUCCAGCGAGACCGUCAAGAUGUUCACCUUCGACGCGGUAUACGACUGGAAUUCCAGCCAGCAGGAUCUGUACGAGGAAACGGUCAGGCCGCUGGUGUCGUCGAUACUCGACGGAUUCAACGGCACGAUCUUCGCGUACGGGCAAACCGGGACCGGGAAAACUUACACUAUGGAGGGCUCGAAGACGGAUCACGAGAGGCGCGGUAUCAUUCCGCGCUCCUUCGAGCACAUAUUCAACCACAUCGGCCGUUCGGAGAACAUGCAAUAUCUGGUGAGAGCCAGUUAUCUGGAGAUUUAUCAGGAGGAGAUACGCGAUUUGCUGCAUCCCGACCAGAGUCUGCGUUUCGAGCUAAAAGAGAAACCGGACAUCGGGGUGUACGUCAAGGAUUUGUCGACCGCCGUCUGCAAAAGCGCGGCGGAGAUACAGCAUCUGAUGAACGUGGGUAAUCAAAACAGAACGAUCGGCGCGACGAAUAUGAAUGAGCACAGCUCGCGAUCGCACGCGAUCUUUCUCAUCACGAUCGAGAUGGGCGGCAUCGGCGACUCCUGCGGCAUCAGGGUGGGACGUUUGAAUCUGGUCGAUCUUGCGGGCAGCGAGAGACAGAGCAAGACUGGCGCGUCGGGGGAACGACUGAAAGAAGCGAGCAAAAUCAAUCUGAGUCUGUCGGCCUUGGGUAACGUAAUUUCGGCGUUGGUGGACGGCAAAACGACUCAUGUGCCGUAUCGCGAUUCGAAACUGACGAGACUGCUGCAGGAUUCUUUAGGUGGCAACUCAAAAACCAUCAUGGUCGCGAACAUCGGUCCGGCCAGCUAUAACUACGACGAGACUCUCACGACUUUGCGAUACGCCAGCCGCGCCAAGAACAUUAAGAACAAGCCUAGAAUAAACGAGGAUCCGAAAGACGCUUUGUUGAGGCAGUAUCAGGAGGAAAUAGGUCGAUUGAAAGAGAAACUCGCGCAGAAGAGUUGCGGCGUGCAACGAAAGAAAAAGAAAUCCAAAAGAAAAAAAGAAGACGAGGCGAUCGACUCGGAAUCCGAGACGGAGGACAGCCGCGGCGAGGACAAUAAAACGGUGGAGACUGACAAGAAACUGAUAGCGGAGCAGUUGAAAGCUGAGAAACAGGAAACCGAAAAUCUCAUACAGAGAAUAAAAGACCUCGAAAGCAAGAUGCUCUGCGGCGGAAAAAACAUAAUCGACCACACGAACGAGCAGCAACGUGCGCUCGAACAGAAGGCGGCCGAAAUUGCUGAACGCAAGAGACGCGAGGUCGAGAUGCAGCAGAAGCUCGAGGACGAGGAGCUGACGAUGGUCGGCGUGAGAGAGACCUACACCACGUUGCAGCAGGAAGUGGACGUGAAGUCCAGGAAGUUGCGCAAGUGUUUUACGAAACUGCAGGCUCUAAAGCAGGAAUUGGAGGACGUGACCAGCGACUACAACCGGGACAGACGCGAUCUGGAGCAGGAGCAGCACGAACUGAUGAAGGAGCUCAAGCUCAAGUACCUCAUAAUCGAAAAUUUCAUUCCAGAGGAGGAGAAGACCAAGAUUCUGUCCAGAAUUCAUCUAGACGAGGAGGAGGACUGUUGGGUGGUGAAGGAUUCCGUACCAUCCAGCGUCGACAGUAUCAAGCGCCCGACAUCGAUACCGGGUGCUCGAAGACCGAUCUCGGAGUACGCGCGAAUAGCUCACGCGAUGGGACGGGGAUGUCGUUACGCGGGCGAGAACAUACUGAACCUGGACCUCGACAUGCCGGCACGGACGACCCUGGACUAUCAGGGACCCGCGAUCGCGCCGACGAUUCAAGCCGUUCUGGAGGAGGCGCUGCGCGACGAGGGCGACAUAGACGUCGAUGCUUCCAGCACCAGGCUGAGAAAGCCGCGUCUGCAGUCGGCGCGCGUCAGACCGAAGAGCGUCACCAAGAUGCAGCAGAUUCCCGCGCCGGUCUAUCCCAAGAUGAGAGGCCUCGUACCGAAAUAAAAAAAAUAAAAAAAAAAUAAAAAAAAAACAGACAAAACCCCGAUUUGCGCGCUUCUUUCUUUCGUUUGUAAAGAGGAAUGUAUAUAUUGUAUGAACCGUGUCUCUCGUACUUUAAUUUAUUGAACAGAAAAAUACGUCUUUGUAAUUCUCUAGUCAUUGUGCAAUUCGUGAAAACGUAUAUGAUGAUACUACGUAUAAACAAUAUCGCCACGUAUGUAACUGUUGUUAAAUAAUACGAUAUAAAAUAGAUCUUCAUUCAGCUGAAAUCUCUCGAUCCCUCGCUUCUGAUCAGAUCGUCAAGGUACCUUAAAGAGUGAAAGAGUUGAACACAAGCAAGUGGCAGUAGAAGGAGAAAUGUGUAAGAAACUCUAUUCUUCUCUUUAUUUUAGUUCCUCUUAUGCUAUAUAUAUAUAUAUAUAAUCCUGAUUAUAUUCGUUUUUCUUAUAAAAGAACAAAUACUUUUAAAGCUCGUAUAUUAUAAUAGAUCUCGGUUAGCAAGUUUCGGUCGCUCCCAACGCGCGUCUUGCUUCUCUCUCUCUUCCCGCGAGAAAGUUAGAAAUUUCAUUUCAAAAUUGUUGAUGAAAAAAAGAUUUGACGCUAAAAGCAAGCAUUUGCGAAAGAACUGUGCGAAAGAACUGUGUACUUGACAAAGGGCUGAAGGCACGUUGAAGGCACGCAUGCCUUUCCAUCUCUUUUUCUGCAUUAUUGUUUUUUCUAGAAAGAUAAAUUCGUCUCUCCCCCGCACACGCGUACAUAUCAACGGUCCCCGGUUCAAUCGCGCGCUUGUUAACCGUGAUCUAGCGUGAUCCUAUUAUUAAUAAUAAAAACACUUACAGUAUACAAGUAUUGCUCAUUAAUCAAAACAUAUAUAAAUAAUUAAUUUACAAGUGAUGCUCGUUAAUGAAAAAAACAAAAAAAAAACAACGCAGAUGAUGCUACGUUCUUGCUACACUCGCGUUAGAUGUCGCAUUGAAUGUCCUGAAAUGUCGUUGGUGUAAAGUAUUUUUAAAGGUGGAUCUAUAUACAUGUGUGUGUUUAUCAUAUUGUGUGUGUGUGUAUAGAAACGGCUUUUACACCAAAUAAAAAGCAAGCUCGCCUUUGUUAUCAAACAUCGCCGUUAUUCUCAUAUAUACAACAACGACAUUUUUAUUGUUUUUUUUUUAUUUUUUUAUUGGAGAUAUACUAUUAUAAUAUAGAUGUAUAUAAACGAUA
This is a messenger RNA of Pseudomyrmex gracilis, 3972 nucleotides long. It is a transcript of the gene Klp68D, whose product is annotated as kinesin-like protein KIF3B. The transcript has 3 exons. Gene Ontology annotation, biological process: microtubule-based movement. Bases 580 to 2760 code for a protein of 726 amino acids. Gene Ontology annotation, molecular function: ATP binding; microtubule motor activity; microtubule binding. The record is from RefSeq and is a predicted model, not a curated record. NCBI's taxonomy places the organism in Eukaryota, Metazoa, Arthropoda, Insecta, Hymenoptera, Formicidae.